Messenger RNA from Diabrotica balteata, 966 nucleotides. Lineage: Eukaryota; Metazoa; Arthropoda; Insecta; Coleoptera; Chrysomelidae. The record is from the annotation of a GenBank genome assembly.
AUGCCAACAAUAUUUGAAGCUCCAAAUCAAGACAAAAUAAAAUAUAAAGAAAAACAAGCAGAAGUACGAAGAAAAAUCUCUAAGAAGAAGAACUUAUCUAGGAGGAAACAGAAGCAUAGAAAACUGGAAACUGAUAAAAAAUUGAGAAAAGAAAAGAAUAAAGAAGUAAUAUACAACCUGAAGACUGGCAAGAUAUUAGUACAAAAACGUCUUCGAAGGGAAAAGAAAACAAGAAGACGACUGCAAGAAAAACUAGACUUAGAAAACAAAAGACGAGGACAACUUGAAGAAGCUCUUAGAACUGCAGGAGCACCUGAACAAAUUAAUUUAAUUAAUGAUAAAACUGCAGAAAGGCGUUUAAAAGAAAAUACUAAGAAACGCAAGUGCACUCCCCAAGCUAGGAAAAGAAAUAUUAAACAAUUUCAAAGAAAUUCUGGAAAAGAAUACGCAACUAGUAGUGGUAAAACUAUUGUAGCAAAGAAACAAGGGUCUAGGUAAAAACUUUCCCAGAUGGAGCAAAAACCAACUUCAAGUAAUCAAUUACCUCCUACUAGCACAUCUUCGAGCACCACAUCCAAUCAUGCUCCAAACAACUCACCUCAUUUACCACCUCCAGUUCCCGAUCGUCCUGAACGGCUUCCGGAACAACGUCCAGUAGAGAGAAUAAAACAAGAACGAGAAGAUCCACCGGGGACAAAUUAUGGUCAACAACCACCAAGAGAAAUGAGGGAACCACCUCCACAACCUCCUAUACCUCAAGAUAAUAAACACUGGGGGUAUACCGGUAUUGAGCUUAUGAAUACCGGUGCUGCGUUUUGGCAAAAUUAUUCUGAUUCUUUGGCUCAAGAGCUUGAAAUGGAAAGAAAAUCAAGACAGCAACAGGUGGAGCGAGAGGUAAAGUCACCCUUGCAGGAUAGAUCCGGAUAUUACAAAAACUCGGUUAUGUUUACAAGUAGUGCUACAUAA